This is a messenger RNA of Paramecium octaurelia, 984 nucleotides long. The record is from the annotation of a GenBank genome assembly. Lineage: Eukaryota; Ciliophora; Oligohymenophorea; Peniculida; Parameciidae.
AUGUAUAAUUUUUAGGGUAAUCAAAAAUUGGAAAUAGACAACCUAAAACUAGGUUAUCAAUUUGAACAGAGACUAUAUUAAAGAGAAUAUGACUCAGUGAAAAUGAUGCUUGCUUAAUCAGAAAAGGAAAAACAACAAGCCACACAGAAGUAUAAUCUGUUAAAUUAAAAAUAUCAAGAAAAAAAAAUAAUCGAUAUUUUAGAUGAACAAUCCUUAUAAUCUCAAAUCAAAAAUGAUGGAACAAGACUAUUCAAAGCAGCUAAGUAUGCCAUCCUAGGUUUAGAGAGAAAAUAAGAUGAUGUUGAAUUACCAAAUAAAACCGAAAAGGUCACUGAUAAAUCCUUAACCGCUGAUCCUAAAAUUCAAACCUUUCAAGCUUAAGAUUCUCAAAUUAAUGCUCAGUUCUCAGAAGAUGAAUAAUCAAAAAUCUAUUAAUCCAAAGAUGAUCGCAAUUACUCACAAAGUCUUAUUAACUUCAUGAAUGAAUUAGAUUAUGAAAGAGCAAUCUAUACAACCUAAGAAAGAGUCCCUGAUUAUGAUCAAAUACCUUCAAAAUAAAUUAAAUCAUAAGGCUAAUCUGCUACAGUAUCCUUCACACAGAAGAACCAACCAAAACAUAAAAUUUCCACUUAAAGCAAAAUCUAAUAACUUGAUGAUAAUGCUUAUUUCCACUUCACAGAUGAUACUAGUCGAACUGAAUAAAAGAUUAACAUUGAUCAACAAAUAGAAACCCUUUUGGAUGAUAUCUAAGGAAUAGUUGCCAGAACUUCAAAACAACCUGAAUAAACACUUGUCACUCAUAAGUUAAGACUCUAAAAUGAAAAGCCUUAGAAAAUUAAUCCUGUUUAACAAAUCCCAAAUUUUCAUCCUGUUAACUUUGCAUUCAAUCAAAAUAAAGAAGAAUAACAAUCAACAAAAAGAGUGGCUGAUAAUUCCAAAUAAAUUGAUAAUUUAGAUUAAUUAAUACUUGAUCUAUGCAAUUGA